AUGGGGCCCCGGCUCAAUGGCAAGAGCCAGCAGGGCCACAAGAUGGUGAUCUUUGCUGCCAUCUUCGUCCUGAUGACACUCCUCAUCCUCUACGGCUCCAACAAUGUCAACGAGAGCAUCCACACUCCCUUCCACGUGGCAGCGCAUAACAUCAUGAAGCCUACCGACCUCAAGAGGUGGGCCGGGAGAGACGGAUACGUUCCCUUCCACGGCAACAAAAGCAUGACUCUGCACUGUCGCGACUGCGCCUUGGUGACCAGCUCCAGCCACGUCCUGAGUAGCCAAGCGGGGAGCGAGAUCGACCAGACCGAGUGCGUGAUCCGCAUGAACGACGCGCCCACUUUGGGGUACGAAUCCGACAUCGGGAACCGGACCACCGUGAGGGUGGUGGCCCACGCCAGCGUGUUCAGGGUGGUGCGGAGGCCCAACGAGUUUCUGCACCAGACAGACGGCAACUCCACCAUCAUAUUCUGGGGGCCCCCGAACAAGCUCGGGAAGGAGGCCAAAGGAACUUUGUACAGAUUCAUCCAGAGAGUCAGCAUGACCUACAGCAACCUAUCCUUUUUCAGCAUCGCGGCAAACAAGAUGCGCAAAUUUGAUAACCUGUUUUAUAGAGAGACCGGACGAGACAGACAAAAGUCCCACUCAUGGUUGAGCACGGGCUGGUUCACCAUGGUCAUAGCCAUCGAGAUGUGUGAUAACAUUAAAGUGUAUGGGAUGGUUCCACCAAGCUACUGUGGUCGUUUAUUGCCCAGAAAAAAACCCGGACCCAAGAAGAUGCCGUACCACUACUACAAACCCAGGGGGCCGGACGAGUGUCAGAUGUACAUCCAGAAUGAGAGCGGACGAAGGGGAAACCACCACCGCUUCAUCACCGAGAAGCAGGUGUUCGCACGCUGGGCAAAGCUCUACAACAUCACAUUCACUCACCCCAAAUGGUGA
Molecule: messenger RNA, 942 nt
Organism: Menidia menidia (Atlantic silverside)
Lineage: Eukaryota; Metazoa; Chordata; Actinopteri; Atheriniformes; Atherinopsidae
Source: the annotation of a GenBank genome assembly